AUGGAUAUCAUCAUCAAGGGUGCCAGACCGCAGAAUCCAUCGACCCACGGAGGGGACCAUGGGCCUCUAGAGGAGAUGUUGUGCCGCCCCAGCUGCUGCCUCCAUGUCGUGGCCAUCUUGGUGACGGACCUCAUCAAGACCUCCUCCUCUGCUACGUGCAGCCUCCAGAGACAUCUGGCUUCUGUCCUGGAGAAGGAAGAGGCAAAGGAGCAUUCAGCUGCAGUGGUGGCCUUCUUUGUUGGGCUGCUGACUAACUACAAGAGCCAAUUCCACGUGGAGAUGACCUGGAAGACUCUCAAUUUGAGGAGGAGACACGUCCCAGGAGGUCCUGGUGCUGAAAGUGUCAUCUUUCCCCCAAUCUUAUUCCGUUCACUGGAUGCUGCCCAAGCAGAUUAUGAGCCCCGAGGAGCUCUGCCAGGCAGUCCUCAGUGGACUCGGCAGUUCCAGCCCUGCUAUCACCUUGGAGUUCUUGGGCUUGGCGGAGCAGCUCGGCCUCCAGACACGGGAGGGGGUCUGAACACCCCUGAAUGCCUCCUUGGCUGCCUGGUACCGCUCGCUCUUCACCAAGAGGCGGCAUUUAUCCGACGGGCAGCCCUGAAACAGAUCUGGCCUCUUCAGCAGCACUAGAAAGAUCUCGAGGGGACAACCACCAUCCACACCGUCUUGGCAGUGCUGAUGCACGUGGACGAUGUUGAGGAGAAG
Messenger RNA from Python bivittatus (Burmese python), 702 nucleotides. Lineage: Eukaryota; Metazoa; Chordata; Lepidosauria; Squamata; Pythonidae. The record is from RefSeq and is a predicted model, not a curated record.